GGACUCCACUUGAAUUAAUCUAAUUAGUUUUACUGGAUAAUUAUGGCUACCUUGGAAGAUAGACUUUUGGGUGAAAAACUGCAGUAUUAUUGUAGCAGCUCAGAAGAUGAGCAGUCCAGUCCAGAAGAUGAUGAUAAAGUUGAUGAAGAUCAAGGAGCCAGCGGCAGCAAUAAAAUUCUUCAAGAUGCUGCUAUUGAUUGCGGCUCCAAAGAACUACAGCCAUGGGAGGGUUCUUCAACAAAUACAGGACCAAAGGGAGUCCUGAAGGAUUGGCGGAACUACAAGCAGAUGGAAACUGAGAAGAGAAAAGAAAAAGAAAAGGAAAGAAUUCAACUUGCCAAGAAACUUGCCCUCACAUGUCGUUCUCAUGUGAGCUAGUUUUAUGAGUCUGUGUCCAUGCUAAGGCAGGGUGUGGAUUGCAGGUAUUUUGUUG
Molecule: messenger RNA, 433 nt
Organism: Hyalella azteca
Lineage: Eukaryota; Metazoa; Arthropoda; Malacostraca; Amphipoda; Hyalellidae
Product: phosducin-like protein
Exons: 3
Coding region: 43-378 (111 amino acids)
Source: RefSeq, a predicted model, not a curated record